Macaca mulatta (Rhesus monkey) is the source of this 429-nucleotide messenger RNA. It is a transcript of the gene HBA, whose product is annotated as hemoglobin, alpha 2. Gene Ontology annotation, cellular component: hemoglobin complex; blood microparticle; haptoglobin-hemoglobin complex. Lineage: Eukaryota; Metazoa; Chordata; Mammalia; Primates; Cercopithecidae. Gene Ontology annotation, biological process: hydrogen peroxide catabolic process; oxygen transport. Gene Ontology annotation, molecular function: organic acid binding; heme binding; peroxidase activity. The record is from RefSeq and is marked provisional.
AUGGUGCUGUCUCCUGCCGACAAGAGCAACGUCAAGGCCGCCUGGGGUAAGGUCGGCGGGCACGCUGGCGAGUAUGGUGCGGAGGCCCUGGAGAGGAUGUUCCUGUCCUUCCCCACCACCAAGACCUACUUCCCCCACUUCGACCUGAGCCACGGCUCUGCCCAGGUUAAGGGCCACGGCAAGAAGGUGGCCGACGCGCUGACCCUCGCCGUGGGGCACGUGGACGACAUGCCCCAAGCGCUGUCCGCGCUGAGCGACCUGCACGCGCACAAGCUUCGGGUGGACCCGGUCAACUUCAAGCUCCUGAGCCACUGCCUGCUGGUGACUCUGGCCGCUCACCUCCCCGCCGAGUUCACCCCUGCGGUGCACGCCUCCCUGGACAAGUUCCUGGCUUCUGUGAGCACCGUGCUGACCUCCAAAUACCGUUAA